Aspergillus pseudotamarii is the source of this 315-nucleotide messenger RNA. RefSeq lists its product as uncharacterized. The coding region runs from base 1 to 315 and encodes 104 amino acids. The record is from RefSeq and is a predicted model, not a curated record. The transcript has a single exon. Lineage: Eukaryota; Fungi; Ascomycota; Eurotiomycetes; Eurotiales; Aspergillaceae.
AUGACGAAUGCGAUAUCCGUUACCUUUUCCGCCUGGGCCUUCUCAACCGUCCGUGGCACCCACAUGCAGCUGUUCGCCUAUACUCGGAAACAACCAUUCAAGGUGCUUUGGAAAUUCCUACGAACAGUCCUUCGUAAUCCCCGCCUAGCAGCCCUGGUUCGGACCUUGACCAUCGGGAACUGGGGAUUCUACCCACAUGUCACCUUUGGCAAACCCGAAAAACUGGGUCUAUCAGGAGAGGAUCUAGACCUCAUCCAUGUGGCGAUUGUGAAUGCCGGAAUUCGUUCCCUAGAAGCAGGUAUUAUUGAUGAUUAA